GGCGCCGCGGGCAGCGCGGGAGCGGGCCGCCCUCACGGUGCGGUCGGCGCCGCUGUGUCACCCCGCGGGAUGGGUGCGCGUACCCCGCACUAACCGGCCUGCGGCACUACGCCCGCCGACUUGCAGUGCAGCUAGAGGUGUUCUGUUCAUCGGAAACUCAACGGUGCUUUUCACGGCUGUAGACUGGGAGAUUCGGGGCCCCGACCGGUGUCGGAAAUGCGUGCGGUGGCAGGGGGCUCGCCAGGCGGAGCGCAGCCAGGAAAGCUGUCCUGGCCUGAAUUCAUACCAUUGCAAGCGCGGGACUCAAUGACUUUGGGGCGUUUCUGGAAGUGGAGUCUCUCCUGAAGGUCAUCACGUUCAUGUGCACCCCACACAUUGACCUUUGAGAAGGGGGCUAUUACAGAAUGACUUUGAACUGAGCCUUUGUGGAAUAAGCAAGAUAGAAGCAUUAAUCCUUCAAUGUGCAUCCUUCUAUUCAAAUUUGACCCCCGACCAGUUUCAAAAAAUGCAUACAGGCUUAUUCUAGCAGCUAAUAGAGAUGAAUUUUACCACAGACCAUCCAAAUCGGCAGAUUUUUGGGACAGCAGCAAUGAGAUCCUUAGUGGUCUGGAUAUGGAGGAAGGAAAAGAAGGUGGGACAUGGCUGGGAAUCAGUAAGAAAGGCAAGAUGGCAGCCCUGACAAAUUAUAUGCAGCCAAAGAUUGAUAAAAAUGCAAAAGGAAGAGGUGCUCUUGUAACAAACUUCUUGACUACAGAUCUGGACAGCUACUCUUACUUGAAGAAAGUUUCAGUAGAAGGACAUCUUUACAAUGGAUUUAAUUUAUUAGCAGCUGACUUGAAUACAACCAAAGGAGAUGUAGUUUGCUACUAUGGAAACAAAGGAGAACCAGAACCUGUUUUCUUAAAUCCGGGUAGGUUUUCUUCAGAAAAAAGAAUAUAUGGUUUGAGCAAUUCUUUGUUGGAUACACCAUGGAAGAAGCUUCAGUAUGGGAAGCAGCUUUUCACAGAAGUGGUCAAGAGAAGUCAAGACCUUACCAAAGAAGACUUGGUGCAGGAGCUUCUUACAGUGAUGAAUAAUCAAGAGCCUCAAUUACCAGACCCUGCGAUUGAAGACCAAGGGAAGGAUUAUAUACGUCCUAUAUUGAACAAGUAUGCAGCUGUAUGUGUUCGUUGCCCAGGUUAUGGAACAAGGACUAACACAGUCAUUCUCAUUGAUUCAGAAGGACGGGUUACUUUCACAGAGCGCAACAUGAUCAAUGCGGAUGUCAACCAGUGGAAAACAAGCACCUAUGAAUUCAAACUGCACACUUAACAACUUUCCAUUUGAAUGGUUUGUAAUAAUAGCAAUGAAAGAACAAGCCAUUAAGCUCUAGUAAAUGUUUUGUUCGAGACUCCACAAGCUAAAAAUAGCAAGGAAAGCAAAAGUUUCAAUAAGCUGGUGGCAUACCCUAUAAGGCUCACAGAUGCUUUGGAUAAAACGAAAAUAAAAAACUGAUUUUGCAUUAAGUAGCAACUUAUAAUCAGAAAUAAAUUUUUAAAUAUCACCCUGCCUCCAGAGCAAGGCCGUCUUUGCCCGAGAUGAAGUCAUUGCUUUUCUGUGGGUGGUUUUGUGGGUUUUUUUAAGAUGUUUUAAGUAGACUUCUAAACAUGUUUUCAGUUCUGAGGAGGGGAAAGCAUUUGCUGCUUUCAUUGUUCUAUCAGAAGAUUUUAGCAAACUUUGCUUUCCCUUCAACAUAUGCUUUUAAGAUGGUAUAGCUGAUGCCAACGUGCAUUGAAUGAAUGUGUGUUAUCUUUGUACCAUUAAAUGCUUUAGAAACAUUUAAAGUUUUGAGCAAUGCCAUAGUGCAAUGUUCUGCCUGGGGAGGGCAGAGCAGCAGGGUUUCUUUACAUCUGUUUUCCUAUAGAUAGUACAGCAAUAUAUCUUAUUUCUAAAACUUGAUUUGAGAGUAGAUAGGAAAUGUAGUUCAAUCUCUGUUCAGUUUUACUGAAAAAAAUUCAUGAGAGCAGACUUGUUUAUCUUUGACUGGAAUAAAAAUAUUUGUAUUAUGACAUCUUGUUUCCUAAUAGUCUGAUUAGCAAUAUCGGGUUUGUAAUUUUCUUCCCCAGCAGGCAGGUAAGGAGCGGGUACCUGUUUGCAAGCAGAAGCUAAAUAUGCAGUUUACGUGUAUCAGCUGUUUUGUACAUGUGCAAUUUUGGCUUCAUUUCUUUAUUGGUAUAAUAUGUUAAAUCCUGGAGUGACUGCUCAUAGAUUUUUAGUAAAAAUAGCUUUUUGUUGUAAGGUGACAUUAUUGCAGUCUUAUAUUGCUGAAAAAGUUGGGUAUUAAGAUGCACUGCGUAUGUUCUAACAUCUGUGAAUUAAAAAGCUAUUUAAAUGCAUGCUUUUUUCAGUUAUUCAGUGCCAGAGUAGGUGAUAGAAGAUUCUAGCUAAUAACAAGCUAUUUUAAAACUCUUAUUUUGUUGCUGUUGGUGUUCUGUUUUGGCUUAUUUCGAAUGCUGAGUAUUAAGUUAAUAAUGGAUCACUGCUAUUUUUUUCUCUAUAUAUGCUGAAUGUGUUCAUUUGACAAGCUUCUGAUUAUUAAUUAUUACAGAGUAACAAGAUUUCUGAUACUCUUCACAAAUAUGUGCAACUAUUCUUCUGUACUCCAGUUUGUGUGUUUAAGCAUUUGCACUAGUGUGUGUGUGUGUAUCUGUAAUGGAGGCAGCAGUAAAUUAUAUUUGCCAUUGGGGUGAAGUACUGUGAAAGGCCAUUCCCAUAUUUCUAAUUGCCAGGAGAUACUGAAGAAGCUUCAGUCAGUUAUUUCCUUUGUAUUUGCAUAUUUCAAUAGCUUGUAGGUAUGAGGACUGCUUGCAUUUCCUAGUCAUAGGUUUUUGAUUCACUGCUAUUUAAAUGACUUUUUGACCACCCUGACUGCAAGACAAUCAAUAGAGUCUUGUUGGGUUAUACAUGGUUUCAAACUCAGAGCCUUCCAGAUGGUCUUUCUCAGCUAUAGGAAAUAGCCCUUUUUUUUUUAUUUUUUUUUGAUGACUGUUUAAACCAUAUAUUUGUAUGAAAAAAAGUUAUUUUUAGAUGCAAAGAAAUAGCCAUACCUGUCUUAAAUUUGAAUUUGACAAAUGCAUAUUUAAAAACAAAGCUCUACUUCAAUGGCUUGCUCUUCCUGAGAGUUUGCAUAGCAAACUUUUUUAUAUCUUAAGAAAAAAAUAGCCAGUGUAUAUUUGAACAAGAUAGUCUCACUGAAGACAUUACAUAAAUGGCAAGCAAAAUGCUUACUUGCUCCUUCAUGGUAGACGCAUUUAUAAACCUUAGUUUUUUAUAGUAGUCCUGUAAUAGUGAAAAUUUAUUCUUUUUACGUAUAGGUAAAAGAAAAACAAGUCAGUGCUUAGAUGUAAAACCAGAUGAUUCAAACAACCAAUGUUGUUUGAAUCACAAUUCUAAAUCUGAGAUUUGCUUUUUCUGACAAGUAAAAUAAACAGUAAAGAACCAAAAUCUCUGUCAUUUUUUUUUUUAUGCCAGAAUAGUUAAUAAAAUUAGCUUUUUAAACUUCUUUUGAAGCUUAUGAGAGUUUUGUCAUUGGUUUCAGUGGAAACAGGAUCAGGACUUCAGUGCAGAUACCAGCAAAAGGUGCUUGUCCAUAGAAAUUAUCAGGUAUUCAUGAAGUGCAUAACAUACUCUGUGCAAAUUAUAGUUGUAGUGAAUCCAGUGGAAAAAGUAAACUGUUGCUAAAGUUAGCAAAGGAAGCAUUAUAUUUUUAUUAAAGGAUUUUUAAGAAUAAAAGGGAAUUUUAAAUAUCAGUUUUAAAGGAUAUAAAGGAAAAAAGUGUAUAUAGGAAGAUAUUGCAUGGCAUUUUACUAAGUUUGCUUAUGUGUAUCAUCUUUGCAAAGUCAUAAAUUUGCAACAGAUUUGCUUCCUGUCUUUUUUCUAUCAAAAUGGUAGUAGAAGAAAUUUUAAAAUAUCUGUAACAGUUGAGGGUUUUUUUGCUUAAAAUGGUUUCAUAAUUGUUUACAUAUAUGUUCAAAACUAGAAUAUGAAUAAAGCUAAUCUGGUGACCAAUCUUUGUCAACAUUAAUAGAUUGUGCACUUUCACACAUGUUUAUGUUAAUUUGCCUGUAACUUUAUGUGAUAAGAUGAAGUACAAUUUUUCAUGAGAUAUUAGCAAUGAAAGCUUUAAGUUAAGUCCAUUUCUGGUACUUAAAUCCUUUCUAAAAGUGCGGUAGUUUUCAGGGGGUUUUGUUUGUGUUUUGUUGUUGUGUUGUGUGUGGGGUUUGUUUUUUUAAAAAAAUUCUAUUCUAUUGCUAUUAUUUCUAUUCUUAUACUUGUCUUAUCCAGGUAAGAAAUUGCAAAAUAUUUCUUUAAGGCUAAUAAUCCAGCUUUGGGGAAUUUUGCUUUGUUUUUCAGGUUAGUAAACAGAAUGUAUUGACUGGAAUGUUCCCAGACAAAGUGUCACAGUAAUUAAUUCUCUGAAAUACUCUCCAACUUCUGACAAAUAAUAUGUGCCCGCCACAUCCCCUCCCAAAAGCAGAUGUGCUCUUGUUACUUGCCCUGGCUGGAUUUUUAAACACCAAGCACAGAAAGAUAGGUAGAAAACACAAAGGUUCUCAAACACUGAAUGUCUGAAACAAAUGUCUGGAGCAUCCCCCUUUCUUCUGUGACGUCAGGGUACUUGGAAUCUACUUUCUCCUUUGCAGACUGGAGUGGAUCUUUCAAAUCUUAAUACCAGAAUGUGCCAAGCAAGCCCUUAAAGGAAGAGGGACAGGCAUAUUCUUGGCUAUAAAAAAAAUGGUGGAGCCAUCUCAGAGCUGGUUUUAGUUUUACAAGCAGUAACCUUUUCAAACUGUUGCUUUGAGAAGACAGGGAGCUGGUAUUGUCAUUGUUAAGAUAGCAGCCUAAAUGAAAGCUAGGGAAAUUCCAAAAAUCUGCAAAAAGAAAACCUUUAUUAACUCACAAGUCUCUAAAGUUGACACUGCCAAUUCUUGUCUUAUGCAAUGAGAUAUAUUUGGUCCAAAUUACUGGUCUUGAAUUUAGGUCACUAAAGCAUCAAAUGCUUGUGCCAAGAGAAGUUAUUAAUAAUCAGGUACCUUGAAAAUUAGUGUAAUGUUAAAUAUAUGCUGAAAGUACUUUGAAGGGCUCAGGUUUCCCCCAAAUAUUGAAGUGAUCAAAGCAGAAGUACAGUACAGAUCAUAGGAAGGAAAGAGCAAAGCCAAUGCCUUCUUAGUGAAAAGCCAGAGCCUCACAAAAUGCUACUGGAGGGCAAGAAUCGAGGUUCACUGUGGAAGAAGUCUGGAUCCUGGACAGACCUGAGACUCUCUUGUUAAACUAAGUUGAGACUAGAUUAAUGUUCUGCCAUACGCGGAUAUUGUGGUGGAGAUGUAACUUUCUUGUCACCCUGUUACCAGUAGCUUUAACAAAUACGCUCUUAACAGACCAGAGAAUGAGUUAGGCCUUUGGAGGUCCUUAGUAUGUUCAAAGUUUAACUGGUAUUUAUAGUUACGAAUUAAAUAAACCGAACUAGGUAUUAAGACAAAAUAUUGAUAAGACUUGGAACACUGUUUCCUUAAUAUCAUAAGGAAAUAAGUAAUUUCAAAAUGAGUCGAAGAAACGCGAAGCCAUCAGAAGGCAAGAAUUAAAGCAUCUUACAUUUCAAAUUUUGCUUGAAGAACUUAAAUAAUACACUUCGAUGGCUUAGCAAGCAUCCCUAAUUAUAUGGAAUAUUAGCUACUAGGAAUUAGUUUUGUAUCAUUCAGUUUCAUGUAAGAGAACAUUGUUGAUGUUCUUCUGAUUUCUUUUCUGCAGAGAAGUCUUGUUGAUAGCUUCUGAGGAUUUAGGAAAUGGCCUUGACUUGGUGAAAAUAGAAUUUGUAUUGUAAUCAACUGGAAAGACAAGAGAAUAAACUGAGAAUUACAUAAUCCAUCAGUAUGACUCAUGCUGUGAAAUAGAAGUUCAGGUGAACAGAGUGAAGAAAAUGUUGAAUACAUAAGAUUAAUAUAUAAAGUAACUAUCUCUGGAACAUUCUGUAUCAAGAAUUUAGGAACUGAUUGAAAAAGCAGUAUCAGAUUAAAGUAGUCAAACUUGUAUCUUUUCAAACAGAAGACAUAAGACUGAAUUUAGGAUCAUAGAUGAGGAAGAAAAAUAAUAAUAUAAAUUUGUAUAUUAGGUAGGAUAGGCAAGAAUUACAAUCUAUUUGUCAUACACAAAAUGAAUGUGAAAAAGGCAAUUUCUUUUCUGAUUAACAUUAAAUUUUUGUGGGUUUGUACUUGAAAGAUAAAUGGAGAAAACCAAAUCUAAACAAAAAAAAGAUGAGAUGUUGGAGGAAUGAAGAAGGCCAUACUUCAUUUAGCUGAGAACAAAUACAGUGAAGAAAAUCCGUUACAUUGAAAGAUGUGCUGAAGGUCAUAAAUAAAAAUAUAUUUAUAAAGAAUUUGGUGGAGAAAUCAGAAUCGUCAGAAUGGAAUAUCUGUUCUAAUAUAACUUAGGUUCAGUCAUGCCAAAAAGGUAAGGUUACCUAGAGUUCUGUAAUGUAUUGCUAGAGGGUGUGUUUUUAAAAGUGGUUAUAACACAAAGGUUAAACAGCAAGUAGGACUCCGCAAGACUGAAGAAUAGUGACUUCAGUGGACACGUUGGGUUUAACAGAAGACAAAAUAAUCUUCAUAUUCUGAAUCUCUUUGCUACAAUGGCACCUUUGUCAUCAUGCAUUUCACUUCCAUGUCAUUCUGUGAUUUAUCUUCUUUCUUCGUGUCUUUACUAAAAAUCAACUGGAAAUACCAUGUCACUUAUUAAAACUGUAAUAUUUACAUUCUUAAAUAUUUGUCUCAACAGUCAAACCUAGAUUUUUCUUAAAAUGUCCUGAAAAUGCAUGUGAAGUCCUAAUCUCUCCCCUGAAGAGUUUGAGCUGGAAAUGGCGUUCAGUGAGGUAGUCUUUUGAUUUAAAACAAACAAAACAAAUUAAAAAAAAAAAAUCAAACCCAAACCAGAACAACCACCAGCACACAGAUUAUAAAGCUUCCACUGUAGCUAUGAUUGUUACGUAAGUAUGGGAUUUAAAGUUCUUUAAAUUACUUCGAGUAGUAUAGAAUUACAAAAAUUUCUGCAGAAUACAUUUUUAUCUAUAAAAAAAUUACAGAAAUUAUGCUACUGUGUGCGUGGUCUCUGCAGUUACAAUUUUGUAAUAAUAAAGAAUUUAAACAAAUAUAUAAACUGGCCUUUACAUGAGCACUUAGAAGCCUAUUUGGUCCUCAUUUGACUUGCUCUGAAUUAAUGAGACUUAAGCACAUUCUUGAUAAUCAUUAUGUUCUUAAAUAUUUUCAGUAGAAUGUUCUGGAACUGGGCUGGUUUUAUGAAACUUUAUUUUAUGAGCUUGUUCUUUUUGUGGCCUCUGAGAAUGACAGUGCCUGGUAAUGCAAUAAGGUGCUUUACAAACUUGCUUCUGGUGACAGGGGAAGUGUUUUCAAUGGGAAUCUCAUCUGACGUGCCAGCCCUGACAGGCACAGGGCAGCCCUGGUCACUAACUUACCAGACUGCAUAAACACAUUGAUUGCUUCUGUUUGGUGGAGGAAAACGCUUUUCAGACAUUAAUUAAAAUAGUUUAAAUAAUAAACUGGAGAAUAUGUGGAGCCAGUAGUGUCUCUUCUUGUGGUACAACAUUAUAACUACUAUUCAAUAAUUGAGGCUUUUGCCUCUUUUUGAAAGAAUGUGCUCUUCCAUGAAAAAGAUGAAUGGGAAGCAGGGCUCUUUCACUCCCCAUGCUAGCUCUGCUCUGAAUAGCUACUGGAAAUAGCCAUGGAGCCAAGGUCUUAGGCAAAUGCUUUUAUCCAUCUCAUGUUUGUGAUAUCUCACUUGAAUAGCUGGCAUUUUGAGAGGAAUUAACUGUCCUUUCAAUUACAGAUGGGUCUACAUUGGUACCUUAUUUUGUUUAGUAGUGCCCUUAGAUGAUUUCUUCUGAUAGCCCCUAUUUACUGUGCUUUGGCUUACGUUUCAGGGUGACCUCACAUCACAUGGACUAGACUGUUUUCAAAUAGAACCGGACUGGUAGAUGUGCUUCAGAAAUGCACAUCUAGUCCAACAGGUAAUAGGUUUAGCCUGAAGCAAAACUGUCUGAAAUGCACAUAGCACAGAGAUUAAGUACUCAGCACCGGUUGUUUCGCUGUAUAAAUCUCCUUAUGUUGGUAUACUUUACUUACAGAUGUAGCAUGUGAUAGAUGUGUGUUGUAGCGGUAUCCUUGCAAUGUGACAGCUGCAAAUUUUCCUGUUUUCUUUAGCAAUAUAUUCUGCCAGUCAGGUCUGAGUACUCUCUUGGUAUAAUAUGCAUGUGUUUAGACUGGCAAAGCAAUCCCAGAAUGGCAGUUACAUAAAAAACAGCCAUACCAGCGCAAUUGUGCUUUCAGAAGCGUAACUUAUUUUGCCUCUGUUGGGGAAAACAAAGGUACUGACAUUUAUGGUUUUGUUCAUAUAAGUGCAACUACACGUGGAUUUUUGGCAGCCAAAGAUUAUGCUCCUGAUUCAUGUCUGCAUGCCACCAGCUGUAUAUAUAGUAGACCAAGCUAAGGAAUUGGAGCAACAGAUUCUUAGCUGUAGUUCACAGCAGUCCUAUGGAACACCAAAGUAUGCUUUAUCACAGCUCUGAAUUUAAAACAUCAUGAUGUAUAAUGACUCACAAUAAAAACUGCCACUCAACAGAAGUCACUGGCUGGAGAAGUUUGGGAGAAGCCAGAAUGUCUAAAGUAGUGGUUGUGAGUGGAGUACUACUUACUAUAGCUCUUGAAAAGUAACUACAAUUGAUUUGCGGGGUUAGUUAACAACUGAACAAUAGCACAUGGUAGAGAUGAGUGACAUGAAAGCAGUCACAAGGCUGGCUCAGAGGAUUUUGCUUUCUUUUGUGCUUAAGUUUGCAAAUAGCAGAUAAAUAUCUGUUCUAGAAAAGUGCUCUGAAUUAUUUGGAUGAAAGGAUCUAUAGAAAGCAAAAUGUGAAGACUGCUAUUCUGUCCCAUAUGGAUGUUGUUUAAUUUUUUUUCUAAUAUCUCCAUAGAUAAAUUGAAUGUAUUUAAGAAUGCUGGAUUUUCAGCCCUAAAACAAGCUUGUUCUAUGUACGAAGAACAAGUGGGGGCAGCCUCAGUCACUUGGCUAUAGCACUAACCCAGGUCCAAUUGGCAAUUGCAGCGAGUGUUAGGAGUGACUUGUGCACUCCACUUUCUAAUGUGAAGGUCACCUAGCUACUUAAAAAGUGGCAUAUUUUUUUCAUCCAAAUUUGGAAUAUCUUUUAAAAAAAAAAAAAAAAAAAAAAACAAAACAAAAAAAAACACCACA
Tyto alba (common barn owl) is the source of this 9294-nucleotide messenger RNA. It is a transcript of the gene TANGO2, whose product is annotated as transport and golgi organization 2 homolog. The transcript has 10 exons. Gene Ontology annotation, biological process: protein secretion; Golgi organization. Bases 460 to 1311 code for a protein of 283 amino acids. Gene Ontology annotation, cellular component: Golgi apparatus. Lineage: Eukaryota; Metazoa; Chordata; Aves; Strigiformes; Tytonidae. The record is from RefSeq and is a predicted model, not a curated record.